AUGACGAUCCUCUACACCACAUUACUUUGCUGCUCUUUGCUCUCACUUUUCCAGUUCAGAGCGUUUGCCUUUUCUCCCGUGAAAUACCCACAAUUUCAUGGUCCAUCCAAUGCUGCUUCCAACAAGCAUCGGUUGUCACCACUUUCGUCGUCAUCAUCUUCUUCUUCCAGUGCUACCCAAGAAAACACGGAGGAUCCUCUGGAAGAACUCGAUCAAACUCGAAAGAAAAAUCUGUACCAAUGUCUACUGAGAGACCUGCAAAUCGAGGGUGUGCCGUUGCUCGAGUGUGACGCCGCCCAGGCCCAUAUUCUUCAGGCAGCCCUAUGGACUACAAUGGCAGAGUUAUCCGACCAAGACGAGGGACAAAAAGUGUGCCUGGUCCUGGAGAACAUUGGAGUGGAUGCCUUGCGAACCUUUGUCGACGAUUUUUUGGUGCUCAAGACGCAGACCAGAUUGAUGGAUCAUCUACCAGAGUUACAGCGCUUUAGCAUCAACGUGGUUGGCAAGGGCGCUGGACCCGCAAUGGUCAUUGAAACCGCCAAUAAAACAUCCACUGGAUCCAGUGAUACCCAAUUUCCAAAUUACCAAGAAUCCAAAGUCAAUGCGGCCAUGAAAUCCUUCAUCGGUCGACUUGUGGUUUCGGAACAGCUUUGUCCUUACACAAAGAGCCCAUGCAAAGCACCAGAAGGCCUGGAAGCUCUCAACGUUAAGCCUGGGCAGAUUGGUUAUCGUUACUGCGGAUUUCCAGACUGCUGUCAUGUCCUAUCUUCCUUUUGGAAUUGCAUCUGCGAGAUGUUAUCAGUCCCAGACACUCAGCUUGGCUCCGUUGUCUUGUCCAUGCCUGCCAUUGGAGACAACAACAAGCCAAAUGACAAAGAUCAUGCAAGGUUCUCAGCCAUGGCUGAACUCAUCAGUCGAAGUCUUUGCUUGUUUAGAGGAGAUGACGUGUUUGAGACGCUUCACUUCUACCGAAAUUACGACAGAGACAAGGUGUUUCCAGCCGAUAGCCCCGCACACGGUCACUUGCCCCCGUUGGACUGGCUCAGACCAAUGCUGCGCCAAAGUGGAAAUUUCCAAGAAGCUGACAAUUUAUCUGACAAUGAUCUUCGACUGUCCAACUAUCAACGGCGAUCUCCCUUUGCUGCGGUUGUCAUAAAGCGUGUGGGUCACUUUGAAGUUUUGGCGGGGUCUGCCAAUGAGAUCAUUGACCUGGAACUCGACGAUGGAAGGAUCGAAAAGGCUUCGGGAGUGCCAACCUAUGCAAAGAAUGCCAUACAGCUAGCCAUGGCAGGGGAACAGACGCUGAGCUCAGGAUUGGAUUCUGAAGUUGAAAUGGGCCGAUCAUAA
Messenger RNA from Seminavis robusta, 1347 nucleotides. The record is from the annotation of a GenBank genome assembly. NCBI's taxonomy places the organism in Eukaryota, Bacillariophyta, Bacillariophyceae, Naviculales, Naviculaceae.